Lachancea mirantina is the source of this 462-nucleotide messenger RNA. NCBI's taxonomy places the organism in Eukaryota, Fungi, Ascomycota, Saccharomycetes, Saccharomycetales, Saccharomycetaceae. The record is from the annotation of a GenBank genome assembly.
AUGUCCAACGAAGUCGGUGGGCGGCUUUCGAGCCGCGUGUUGAACAUGAAGUUUAUGAAGCAGGCGGAGAGCACCGAGGAGCUUGCGAAAGAGGAAGAAGAGACUCGCAGUCUGAUAGAUUCCAGCGAGUGGAAACUGUCGGACCGGCGCAAAAUCGCGUCCCGACUAGCGCCCAAGAUCAGAAACGUGGGCUAUGCGGGUGUCAUGGCAAAGAACGACCAAGGCGGUUUCGUCGGACGCAGGAAGUUUGGAGAAGCGAAGGACGCUGACGACGUCAAAACGACGACACCGAAGCGCAGCGCAGACCAAGACCUGGACAAACUGUGGGAAUCCCACCGGGAAUCCCACCGGGACCAGAACAAGAACAAGAAGCACGUCCGGAGUGACAGCGCGGAAAACGACGCCCAACCCGAACCUGACAGCUCACACGAGACACCCGCAAAGCGAUUUAGGAAGACGUAG